Kuraishia capsulata CBS 1993 is the source of this 645-nucleotide messenger RNA. RefSeq lists its product as uncharacterized. Gene Ontology annotation, cellular component: nuclear exosome (RNase complex); cytoplasm. Bases 1 to 645 code for a protein of 214 amino acids. Gene Ontology annotation, molecular function: RNA binding. NCBI's taxonomy places the organism in Eukaryota, Fungi, Ascomycota, Pichiomycetes, Pichiales, Pichiaceae. The record is from RefSeq and is a predicted model, not a curated record. Gene Ontology annotation, biological process: RNA processing. The transcript has a single exon.
AUGAUUUCUGCUCCCGAGAAAGUGGUCCCUGGACAGCCUAUUGUGCCUAUACUUCCAGACAGCGUUUACGAAGCUGGAGAAGGUGCUAGUAUGAAAAAACUGUACGCCAACAACGAACUCAUAACGUGCAUAGUGUCCAACAAGCUGGGAAAAGUGAUAACCCAAGAAAAGGAUGGAAAAACGAUUAUCAGUGUGGUAUCGGUAGGAUCUGGAUCCAACAAGAUAACUACGCCCAAGGUUGGCGAUAUCGUAAUCGCCAAGGUGGUGAGAAUAACGGGAACGAGAGCGCUCUGCGAUAUCUACAGCAUUGAGACUGCCACGGGAACAGGUCUAAUUAACUCGGUUCUUGCAGAAGGUGUUGAGAAUUUCAGAGGUGUGGUAAGGAGUCAAGACAUACGAUCUACAAACAGAGACUCUGUAAAGUUGGUGGAAUGUUUCAAACCCGGUGAUAUUAUACGAGCCCAGGUAAUAUCGCUCGGUGAUGGAAGGGACUACUUCUUGACCACCUCUAGAAACGACCUGGGUGUGAUAUUUGCCAAAUCAAACGGUGGUGCUGGGCAGAUGAUGCUCGCACUGGACUGGCAGACGAUGGUGUGUCCUGAAACAGGUAAGACAGAAAAACGUAAAUGCGCAAAACCUUUCUAA